AUGCCGCCCAAACAGCCCCAGACUUCGUUGUUCCAGGUUUUCCUGCGUCUACGGCCCCCAAUGUCCCAGAAUACUGACGAAUCUGGCCGUUUCCUCAAUGUGGAGCCUCCUGAGGCCUCACUGGACGACACAGAAAUUGUUUCGCCGGGAUCGACACAUAUCACGCUGCAACCACCAAAUGACACGAGAAAACGCGCAGUCGAGCGCUUCGGUUUCACCAAGGUCUUCGAGGAAUCGGCGUCGCAAUUGGAUGUCUUUCAUGACACCGGAAUGGAACCCAUCAUCCGGGGAGUCCUAAAGGAGAAUCGAGAUGGUCUGGUUGCGACUCUUGGAGUAACAGGCAGCGGAAAGAGCCACACUAUUCUGGGAUCAAAAACACAACGAGGAAUGACCCAAAUGGCGCUCGAUGUGAUAUUCCGUUCCCUGGAGCCGACAAUCAAGAACGACGACGGCAGCAUCACUCCCGUGAUGAUGGCCUCAUUAGCCACAGCAGAUGCAUCCGAAGCGCAAUUGUUCUCGGCGCAAACUUUCCUGGAGGCCGUAUAUGGCGAGCCAACCGGACGCUCGUCAAGAGCGCAAACACCCAUGAGCCCUGGCCGUGCUGGUACUCCCCUGAUGGUACGAAGCCCCCCUACCUUGAAUACUCCCAUUGGAUUGCCGACCCCGCGAACCCCCAAAACUGGAUCGUCUCUCCCGAGACCGAUAUCCCAACCUGGAAGUCCCCAGAAAGCAGCCAUUACCCAUGGUGCUAGCCCCAAAGGCACUAACCGAGCUGGUAUCGGCCAGACCGAGACAGCCAAGAUUGCCACUGGAUUCUCCAAACCCCUCCCGUACACCCAUUCCAAUGUAUCUGAGCUGCAGACCGCUAAAUCUCGAUUUUACUUUUUAAAGGAACCCUCUCCGGCACUGAACUUUCCCCGUCGCCACCCACGCGAAAGGCCCGAUGCCCUCCCUCGACUGCCUGAUAUGAGCCACCUGACUGUUGACAUGGAUACCAAAUCCGACUACGUUGUGUUGGUAUCCAUGUACGAAGUAUACAAUGACCGAAUCUUCGAUCUCCUUUCUCCGGCAAUUGCCCCCGGCCAAGGAAGCACAAUGUCCCGCGGCAACAACCAAAAGGAUCGACGACGCCCAUUGCUUUUCAAGCCAACCGAAGGAUCGCCAGACCGAAAAUUGGUGGCAGGUCUUCGCAAGAUUGCUUGCGCUAACUAUGAAGAAGCUCUCGCGAUUUUGGAUGUUGGUCUCACCGAGCGUAAGGUAACUGGAACCGGGAUGAACAGCGUCAGUUCUCGAAGCCAUGGCUUCUUCUCUAUUGAGGUGAAAAAGCGCACAUAUUCGAAACGGACCGGUGACUACAGCUGGGUUGGAAACGCCCUCACUGUUGUUGAUCUUGCAGGCUCCGAGCGCGCGAGAACGGCGAAGACAGCAGGCGCCACCCUAGCCGAGGCAGGCAAGAUCAAUGAGAGUUUGAUGUACCUCGGCCAAUGUUUGCAGAUGCAAAGCAAUAUCCAGGAAGGAAUGAAGACCGCGCUUGUUCCAUACCGCCAAUGCAAGUUGACGGAGCUUUUGUUCUCAAAUUCCUUCCCGUCGUCUUCCCAGAUGUCCCGGGGACAGUACCCACAGAAGGCUAUUAUGGUCGUGACCGCCGACCCGGUGGGGGAUUUCAAUGCCACUUCACAAAUUCUACGCUACUCUGCCUUGGCCCGUGAGGUGACCGUUCCUCGGGCCCCAUCAGUCUGCGAAUCCAUCAUUUCCGUCGCCUCUAGCAGUCACCGCUCCGCCAGUGGCCGCUCAUCACACCACUUCGAUGGCACCGAGGAGCUUGAACGAGCUGCCGCAGAGAUCAACCGCCUCACCCGUGACUGUCACGCCCUAGCUGUUAAGCUUGCAGAGGAGGAAAUAGCCCGCUCUGAAGUUGAAACGCGGCUACAGGCCGCUGAAGAAAGAUGUUUGAUGGUCGAGCAAGAUGUUCGCGAGGAAUGCUGGGCUGAAAUGGAUGAGAAAAUGGAGGAAGAAAGGAAACGGUGGCAAAACGCUUGGGAUGAGCAGGUAAAUACCAUCCAUCAAGUACUAUGUGCGAAGCUAAACAUUGUCAGAUCGGUCGCAACGAUGAGCAUAUCGACAAGAAGGUCGAGCUUGUCUCCCGUGGAUUCCAGAGUACUCUUCGAAGAUACCGAUUCAAAUGAAAGAAUGGACGAAUUGGAACAGGAGAAUGACCAGCUGCGCCGCAAACUCGCUGCUUUUGAGCGCGAGAUGCUGAGCAAAUCUCCCUCACGGAAACCCCGACCCAAGAACGCCCCAUCCGCGCGUUCUAACCUUCAAAGCCGUGAAAGUGAUAUUGAGAAUGCAUUGCAACGCAUGGAUCAGCUGAAGCUCGCUGAUACCAUGUUUGCUCCUCCAUCCCCCACCACGUCGCCUAUCAAAAAGACCCGGAAAAUGGGGACCCGCAAAUGGGACCUUGCCCCUGAGGACGACAUCUAA
Molecule: messenger RNA, 2481 nt
Organism: Penicillium salamii
Lineage: Eukaryota; Fungi; Ascomycota; Eurotiomycetes; Eurotiales; Aspergillaceae
Source: the annotation of a GenBank genome assembly